AUGUUCUCCGUCGUGGUCCCAGGCCGGCCGUGUCUAACAGACAUCAUCGCAAUAGACGGCCAACCAAACGGCCAAGCAACCAAAUUCGCCUUCACGAUCCCCCUCGCUCCAUCUCUCAGCGAUAUAGUCGUCUUCUUCCUACCAGGAACAACCCUCCCACCAAACACCGCCGCCGCAAUCUACGCCCAACUCCCAGACCCCCAAACCGGCGCAACAGGUGGCUUCCGCUUCAUCGGCGCACUAGCAAAUGAGAAACCCUCAGGAAUCUUCACCAUACGUCCACCGAGUACAACGCGCUGCUCAGAAGCCGAGGAAGAAGAUGAGAUGCUCGACGAGGCCGGCGCUGCAGGCGUCAUGACAUUGGGCAUUUCGAUCGAAGAAGCGCAGAAUAUCGCGCCGCAGCUGGCUGCGCUGGAAGCGGAGCGUCCUUCGGGUCAGACGUCUACGGCGCUGGUCCCGCAGGCUGCGGGACAAAGACAAAUCUCGACGAAGGUGCUGGCGCAGCGCAUCAUUGGGAAUGCGUUUAAUUUCCUCGCUAGCUUUGCGGAGAAUGAUAAGGGGCAGGAUGUGGUGCCGCUUAAGAGCUUCCAUAAUUGGUGGGCUAAGUUUGAGCGUCGCAUUGAGGCUGAUCCUACGUUUUUGGAGCGCGAGGAUCCUACUGCUAAUGUAUGA
This is a messenger RNA of Penicillium griseofulvum, 672 nucleotides long. Its product is annotated as OPI10 family protein. The record is from RefSeq and is a predicted model, not a curated record. Gene Ontology annotation, cellular component: cytosol; nucleus. Lineage: Eukaryota; Fungi; Ascomycota; Eurotiomycetes; Eurotiales; Aspergillaceae. The coding region runs from base 1 to 672 and encodes 223 amino acids. Gene Ontology annotation, biological process: protein import into nucleus. Gene Ontology annotation, molecular function: nuclear import signal receptor activity. The transcript has a single exon.